Molecule: messenger RNA, 1910 nt
Organism: Cervus elaphus (red deer)
Lineage: Eukaryota; Metazoa; Chordata; Mammalia; Artiodactyla; Cervidae
Gene: GALK2
Product: galactokinase 2
Exons: 10
Coding region: 222-1565 (447 amino acids)
Biological process (GO): galactose metabolic process; carbohydrate phosphorylation
Cellular component (GO): cytoplasm; cytosol
Molecular function (GO): galactokinase activity; ATP binding
Source: RefSeq, a predicted model, not a curated record
CGGUUGGUGCCUUAGCAACUAAACCUAGUAACUAGGGAAUCUUCAAGUGCUUCGGCUUUCUGUUGAAGGGCCUCGGGAACCUUUCGCUCAUAAGGUGCGGUUUCCAGCCUCCUGGGCAAGGCAACAGUCUCCUCCCUUGCCUGGGACUCUGGAACCAUUUCAGUCUGGUGAAAGUAAGAGGCAGUUUGGGACUAGAAGGCUUUCGCGGAGAAAAGUCUGACAUGCCUAUCCUGUGUGACAGAUUGCUGAAGCUAAAAGAGAUGUUUAAUUCUAAGUUUGGAUCCAUUCCCAAGUUUUAUGUUCGAGCACCAGGAAGAGUCAAUAUAAUAGGAGAGCAUAUAGAUUACUGUGGAUAUUCUGUUCUUCCUAUGGCUGUAGAACAAGAUAUGUUAAUAGCCGUGGAACCUGUGAAAACACAUAUUCUCCAGCUGGCCAAUACCAAUCCUUUGUACCCGGACUUCAGUACUAGUGCUAAUAACAUCCAGAUUGACAAAACCAAGCCUCUGUGGCACAACUAUUUCCUAUGUGGAUUUAAAGGAAUUCAGGAACACUUUGGUCUCAGUGACCUGACUGGAAUGAACUGCUUGGUAGAUGGAAAUAUCCCACCGAGUUCUGGCCUCUCCAGCUCCAGUGCUUUGGUCUGUUGUGCUGGCUUGGUGACACUCACAGUGCUGGGCAUGAACCUAUCCAAGGUGGAGCUUGCAGAAAUCUGUGCCAAGAGUGAGCGUUACAUUGGCACUGAAGGAGGAGGGAUGGACCAGUCCAUAUCAUUUCUUGCAGAAGAAGGAACUGCCAAGUUGAUAGAAUUUAGUCCUCUGAGGGCAACUGAUGUGAAACUCCCAAGUGGAGCAGUGUUUGUGAUUGCCAACAGUUGUGUGGAAAUGAAUAAGGCAGCAACUUCUCAUUUCAAUAUCAGGGUGAUGGAGUGUCGGCUGGCUGCAAAGCUCCUGGCUAAGCACAAAAGCUUGCCAUGGAAAGAAAUGCUGCGGCUGGAGGAGGUGCAGGCCAAACUGGGGAUCAGUCUGGAAGAAAUGCUUUUGAUCACAGAGGACGCCCUUCACCCUGAACCCUACAGCCCUGAGGAGAUCUGCAAAUGUCUGGGAAUUAGCCUGCAGGAACUCAAGACCCAAAUUCUCAGUCCAAACACUCAAGAUGUGCUCACCUUCAAACUCUACCAGCGGGCAAAGCAUGUGUACAGUGAGGCUGCGAGAGUGCUCCAGUUUAAGAAGAUAUGUGAAGAAACACCUGACAACAUGGUCCAGCUGCUGGGGGAGUUAAUGAACCAGAGCCACAUGAGCUGCCGGGACAUGUACGAGUGUAGCUGCCCUGAGCUGGACCAGCUGGUGGACAUCUGUCGGAAAUUUGGGGCUCAAGGAUCACGACUUACUGGAGCAGGAUGGGGAGGCUGCACCGUUUCAAUAGUACCUGCUGACAAGCUGUCCAGCUUCCUGGCAAAUGUGCACGAAGCCUAUUACCAGAGGAGCAACCGAAGCUUAGCGCCGGAGAAGCAGAGUUUGUUUGCUACCAAACCUGGAGGAGGAGCUUUGGUUUUCCUUGAGGCCUAAACAAUGUAAAAAAUCUCCAAGAAACGAUUUAGAGCAUUUAGGGACUGGCAGGACUUAUGCCACAGUAAAUUAAUCCUCCUUCUGUUUUGUAUUAUGAAGAAAUGGUUGCUAUUAUCAAGAUAUAUUUCCAAAGAAAUGGUUGAAAGCUCCCUAUGCUUCAUAAAGAUGAUUUUUCCUCCUGAAAUAUGUUUUCUACCAAUAAGGGUGAAAAUUAUGCUUGGAUAAAGAUCUCUUAAGAUAAUUAGAUUUAUUGAUUUCAAGAUUUUUAAAGACACAUGGUUAAAAGACCAUCAAUACUGGUACCUCAUGAAUUGUACCUGAAUUAAACAUACAUUCUUAAAUACA